Molecule: messenger RNA, 4268 nt
Organism: Lepus europaeus (European hare)
Lineage: Eukaryota; Metazoa; Chordata; Mammalia; Lagomorpha; Leporidae
Gene: SPART
Product: spartin
Exons: 9
Coding region: 371-2389 (672 amino acids)
Biological process (GO): cell division; negative regulation of BMP signaling pathway
Cellular component (GO): plasma membrane
Source: RefSeq, a predicted model, not a curated record
UGCUUUCUGCGUGGAAAGGGCCCCCGCCCCUGCAGGAGCAUCCCUGCUCGCCACUCCCCGCUGUUUGUUUUGGCUUUGGAAAUGUUUGUGAUUGUUCACCCUCCCCCCAGCGCCUAAGGCUCUUUGCAAAAAGUCCCCAGCCUGCCGCAGUUAUUUGGGGACGGGACAAGCGUGCGCUUUUCGCUGUGGAAUACGUGUGUUCCUGUCGACUAGGGGGCACAGCUCAGGGGCCGUCGGUCCUGGUUCUGCGUGCGCAGAAAGUUUCUGUGGGAACGCGCAUUGCUUCGUGACACGGCAUUAUUGCGUUUGCUGCAGGCUCGGCCCAGUUUCCGCGCUCAGAUUGCUACAGAUUUCUCUGGUGGUCUCUGAAAUGGAACAAGAACCACAAAAUGGAGAGCCUGCUGAAAUUGAGAUUAUCAGGGAAGCAUACAGGAAGGCCUUUUUAUUUGUAAAUAAAGGACUGAGUACAGAUGAGUCAGGUCAGAAGGAAGAAGCAAAGAAUUACUAUAAGCAAGGAAUAGGACACCUGCUCCGAGGAAUCAGCAUUUCAUCGUCAGCUGCUGAACACACAGGCCCUGGGUGGGAAUCUGCCAGACAGAUGCAGCAGAAAAUGAGAGAGACACUACAGAAUGUACGCACCAGGUUGGAAAUUCUAGAGAAAGGUCUUGCCACUUCUCUUCGGAAUGAUCUUCAGGAAGUGCCCAAGUUAUAUCCAGAAUUUCCGCCUAAAGACCUGUGUGAGAAGUCACCAGAGCCUCAGCCCAUUAGUGCGUCUCAGCAAGCUGAAGUAAAUGGAAGCGCUUCGGCUGCAGGAGCAGGGUCCCUUGCUCUGCCUGCUGCUUCAUCCUUACCAUCUCAGAGUUGUCCAGCAGAAGCUCCUCCUGCUUACACUCCGCAGGCUGCUGAGGGCCACUACACGGUGUCCUAUGGGACAGAUUCCGGGGAGUUUUCAUCAGUUGGAGAAGACUUCUACAGGAAUCAUUCUCAGCCACCUCCUCUUGAGUCCUUAGGGCUAGAUGCAGAUGAGUUGAUUUUGAUACCAAAUGGAGUGCAGAUUUUUUUUGUAAACCCUGCAGGAGAGGUUAGUGCACCUUCGUAUCCUGGGUACCUUCGAAUCGUGAGGUUCUUGGAUAAUUCUCUUGAUACAGUUCUGAACCGUCCUCCUGGGUUUCUUCAGGUUUGUGACUGGUUGUAUCCUCUAGUUCCUGAUAGAUCUCCAGUUCUGAAAUGCACUGUGGGAGCUUACAUGUUUCCUGAUACAAUGCUGCAAGCAGCAGGAUGCUUUGUAGGGGUCGUCUUGUCCUCUGAGCUACCGGAAGAUGAUAGAGAGCUCUUUGAGGAUCUGUUAAGACAGAUGUCUGACCUUCGACUCCAGGCCAACUGGAACAGAGCAGAAGGAGAAAAUGAGUUCCAGAUCCCUGGAAGAACAAGACACCCCUCUGACCAACUGAAGGAAGCCUCUGAUACUGAUGUGAGACAGUUGGGUCCUUCGGACCAAGGCAGUAAGGAUGUGCGUCUUAAAGGAAAACGUGGAAAAAAGACUAAAGAUACUUCAAGUGAAGAAGUUAAUCUGAGUCACAUUGUACCUUGUGAGCCAGUUUCAGAAGAAAGAGCAAAAGAACUACCUGAAUGGAGUGAAAAAGUGGCUCAAAACAUUUUGUCAGGUGCUUCCUGGGUGAGUUGGGGUUUAGUCAAAGGCGCUGAAUUUACUGGCAAAGCAAUCCAGAAAGGUGCUUCUAAACUCCGGGAACGAAUUCAACCGGAAGAAAAACCAGUGGAAGUUAGUCCAGCUGUCACCAAGGGACUUUAUAUAGCAAAGCAGGCGACAGGAGGAGCAGCAAAAGUCAGUCAGUUCCUAGUUGAUGGAGUUUGCACAGUAGCAAACUGUGUUGGAAAAGAACUAGCUCCACAUGUCAAGAAGCAUGGCAGCAAACUCGUUCCGGAAUCACUUAAAAGAGACAAAGAUGGAAAGUCUACUCUGGAUGGUGCUUUGGUUGUUGCAGCAAGUAGUGUUCAAGGAUUUUCUACUGUCUGGCAAGGAUUGGAAUGUGCUGCAAGGUGCAUUGUUAACAAUGUUUCAGCAGAAACUGUGCAAACUGUCAGAUACAAAUACGGGCAUAAUGCAGGAGAAGCUACACACCAUGCAGUGGAUUCGGCCAUCAAUGUUGGUGUAACUGCCUAUAACAUUGACAACAUUGGUAUCAAAGCAAUGGUGAAGAAAACUGCGAAACAAACAGGGCACACGCUCCUCGAGGACUAUCAAAUAGUUGAUCAUUCUGAGAAGGAAAAUCGAGAAGGAGCAGCAAAUACAACGAGAGAGGAGAAAGAUGAGCAGACGGAGGGUACAGAGAAGAAAGAGGCAAAGAAGAAACUGGCAAAGAAGAAAUAAAUGCUGGAUGUGCUCGGGAUCACCUAUACCAAAGCCUUAUUAGAUGGAGGGAAUUUUGUUAAAUAGGCAGAUAUGCAAUUCCCCACAGAGUAACUGGUAUUUUUAAAAUGUAUUCAUCUACAAAAUGACUGUCAUAAAUUUAUGGCAUGUAUUCUAUAUACAAGGAAAAUAAUCAGUAUUCUUGCAUCUGACCUUUAGAAAUAUGCAGUGAUAUUCUCAGUAAGUUUAUUUUUUUUUUCCUAAAUGUGGCUAAAAUAUUUUUGCAGUUAAACCUAAUAAUGCAUAUGCUAUAAACCUCAUUAAAACCAAUGUUAAACUAUUUUUGUAUGUCUUAUCUCCAGAAAGCAAAGUAAGAAAUUAUAUAUUUACAUAAAAUUUGGCAUUUAGUAACCAUAGUUCUAUUUAUACUGGUAAGGAAUGACUUAAAAUAUUGUCUCUUUUUGCACUAAUUGUGGAUUUUUUAAAAAUGUUUGUCAGAAUUUUCAGUGUGUAAGCUAAACAAAAACUGUGAACCUAAAUUAAAAGAAUUAACAUAAUAUUUUAAAAAACUUCCAUUAUAGGGAAGUCUUAUCAUGAAAAAUAAAGUCCUAUAUUAUUUGGUAGCUUACCUAUUUGUUGGGAAAUGAGAUAAUCAUUUUGAUCUAAAAUAAAUACAGAUAGACCUUUAAGUCUUUUGGCUUGAGACUGACAUUAGGAGCAUAGAGUUUAUUAUCAGCCUAAUUAGAUUAAAAAGUACUUUAAGGAAUCAGCCAACAAAUGGUUUUCCAAAAUGCCAAAACUCUAAAAAUUAAAAUCUAAACAGAAUUGAGUUUAUAGAUGGUAAAUUUAUUUUUAUUUUGGGAUUCAGUUUAUCUUAAACCAGUUAUUAGAAAAGAAAAAUCUUAUUCAUAAUCAAGAUAAGGAAUUUGAGCACAUUAGGCUUAAUUUGUGCUGGAUAUGCAUAUUUUUUUUUUUACUUUGGCUGAAGCUAAUAUUCACAGAUCUUUCCAAACAUGUGAGUGAAUACCCAAUUGCAGGUUAUUGUUGUUUGCUGAUUUUUAAAAAGAUUAGGAUUGGUUUUCAUAGUUACAGUCCAUUCUAAUUUCUGAACUUCUAGUAGCUACUUAAAUUUGUUAGACUUUAUUUGAAACUGUCUAAUGAAAGCAUUUUGCAAAUAAAAUACUCCCUGAGUUGUGUGGCCUAAAAUGUAUUCACGGGCUUGUGUUUUGGGAACACGUAAGUAUUGGUGGAGCCUUUUCCUAAAGCCUAGAAUUAGUAAAUGGCCUCCAGUCAGUCUCUGCUUUUUUCAAGUCUAAGAAAUGAAAGGACAACUAGUAGAACCUAAAGUUAAGCAAGUACCUUAGACCAAAGGUUAACAACUAACCAGCUGGCUACCUGUUUUUGUAAAAUUGGUGGAACACAUCUGUUUACAUAUUGGCUAUGGCUGAUCUCUAGGGUAGCAUGAGAAUUGAGUUGUUAUGUGGCCCAGAAGCCUAAAAUUCUUAACUGUUUGGCCCUUUACAGAAAAAAUAUGCUGACCCCUGCCUUAAACCGAAGAAAAUGGACUUUUCCCAUCAUUUCACUGUGUCACUAAGAGAUAGACUUCUAAAGAAAAUUUUCUAUUAUGUAAUAACUGAUACAUAGAAAUAAUUGGAUGUGCCACAUAAGGUUAAGGUAUGAAGCAUAAUGAAAUUAAUUUUCAAACUCAUCACCCAACUAAAGGCUUAGAAAGUUGCUGCUACAUAUAUAUGUAUGCUUCUUCUCUAGUUGUCUGUCUCUCCCCACCAUUAUCGUUUAUUGUUCCUUUUCUUUUUUUCCAGUCACACAUAUAUAUUCUCAAAAUGUAACUGUUUCAUUUUGUAAUUUUAAAGCCUUAUACAUUAUAGUAUUUUACUGUCAA